Scleropages formosus (Asian bonytongue) is the source of this 1209-nucleotide messenger RNA. Its product is annotated as creatine kinase, testis isozyme. The record is from RefSeq and is a predicted model, not a curated record. Lineage: Eukaryota; Metazoa; Chordata; Actinopteri; Osteoglossiformes; Osteoglossidae. Gene Ontology annotation, biological process: phosphocreatine biosynthetic process. Gene Ontology annotation, molecular function: creatine kinase activity. The coding region runs from base 1 to 1209 and encodes 402 amino acids. The transcript has 9 exons.
AUGUGUGCCGAUGGUUCACGUCUCCUCACCGCCAGCCGAUCUCCUGCUGAGUACCCAUUGGAAGUGAAAUACAAGUCUGUCCUGGAGAGCAGGAUGCCCAGAGACCCAAUGACCCUGUUCAACCUGAAGAGGCUGUCUCCUAAGGAGGAGUUCCCAAACCUUGCCAGAAAUUACACCUGCAUGGGCCGCAUCCUUACCCUCGACAUGUACAAGCGGCAGUUCAACAGAGCCACUGAGAGUGGAGUCAUCUUUGAUGAUGUCAUACGGCCAGGACUCGAGGAUCCAGGAAAGCCCUCGAGGCCAGAAGCUGUAGGCUGUGUGGCUGGAGAUGCGCAGUCCUAUGUCCUCUUCUGCGACUUCUUCGACCGCAUCAUCGAAGCCUAUCAUGGCUACAAGGUCACCAGCUCUCGCCAGGAAAGUGAUUUCAACUACAACAUUUUAAAGGGUGGCGAUGACUUUGACCCAGCAUAUGUAGCGGGCUGCAAAGUGUGUGUCAGCCGGAGCCUGGACGACUUUUCCUUCCCCACACACUGCAGUCGUGGAGAGCGAAGACAGCUUCUUGCGCUGGCUAAAAAAGCCUUCUGUCAGCUAGGUGAACAAUUCCCAGGUCAGCUCUACUCCAUGGAGGAAGUGUCCCAGAGGAAGCAGGACAACGGAUUCCUCCUGAAGGUGCCUUCCGAGUUCCAGAUGAGGACAGGGAUGGCUAGGGAUUGGCCCGACUCACGCGCAGUUUGGGUGAGCACACAUGACAACCUGGUUGUGUGGAUUAACAUUGAAGACCAUCUUCAGUUUGUCUCCAAGCAGGAUGACUCCAAUAUUAAAAAGGCAUUUGAGACUGUUUGCACGCAGCUCCAAAGAGUGGAAGCGGUGUACAGGACACUGCGACAUUCGUUCAUAUGGAAAGAGCAUCUGGGCUGGGUGGUCAGCUCUCCAGCGGAGGUGGGGACCGGUCUCAAGGCCAGCAUUCGGGUGAAGCUGCCCAACAUGGCCCAACACCGCCUCUUGGAGAACAUCUUGGAAAGACUACGUGUUCGCAUGGACACCCGUGAAUCCAGUGGAGUGUGUACAGUAACAAACGCUCAGACCAUUGGCUUCACCGAAGUUGAGCUAAUGCAAUUACUGGUGGAUGGAGUCAAGAUGCUGAUUACAAUGGAGAAGAAACUGGAAGCAAGUGCAAGUAUUGAUCACUUAAUUCCAGCUCAGAAGUAG